Molecule: messenger RNA, 398 nt
Organism: Prionailurus viverrinus (fishing cat)
Lineage: Eukaryota; Metazoa; Chordata; Mammalia; Carnivora; Felidae
Product: copper transport protein ATOX1-like
Exons: 1
Coding region: 39-245 (68 amino acids)
Biological process (GO): copper ion transport
Cellular component (GO): cytosol
Molecular function (GO): metal ion binding; copper chaperone activity
Source: RefSeq, a predicted model, not a curated record
AGCAGAGGCGCCGCGUCGCUACCACCACAUCCACAGUCAUGCUGAAACACGAGUUGUUUGUGGACAUGACCUGUGAAGGCUGCUCCGGUGCAGUCAGUCGGGUGCUCAACAAGCUGGGAGGAGUUGAGUUUGGCAUUGACCUGCCUUACGAGAACGUUUGCGUCAACUCUGAGCACAGCGUGGAUCUUCUGCUGGAGACCCUGGGAGAAACAGGACAAGCCGUUUCCUACCUCGGCCCCAAGUAGUGAGGGCCUGGACCCUGGGCCCAAGAUGGAGCAAAGCGGGCCGAUCCUCUCCUGCCUUCCCGACAGACCUGGGCCUGGCAGUCCUACUCAGCAAUAGGAGUUCCUACAGAGACCCUCACUUGCCCUGCUCCUCCCUAGCGUCCCUGCAAUAAA